CAGGUAGUCACUUAUCACGACGGCUUAGGUGAAAGGAGGAGGACUGCUGUUGAUUCAGGGAAGAAUGUCCCUGCUGCUCCUCAUAAACAGCCCUGAGGAGAGAGUGAGGACAGAUGAGAGAGAGGCAGCUCGCCUCACACAGCAGCAGCAGCAGCAGCAGGGCUAAUUUCUCACGGCACGUUCCUGUAAGUUCUCCUCGUGUUGUUUCCUCUAGCACGCGCUAAACGAGCUAAGCGUUUAGAAAGACGUUAUAGUUAUUAUAGUUAGCCCACUGUGCUGGGAACAGGAGUGUAGCCCCCAGAGGAGAGGAGAGGAGUGAGGGGGGUCUCCGCUGAAGGAGAGAGGGAGUGAGAGAGAGUGAAUGAGUGCUGAAGCUGUUUCUUUAAGAGUGUUAAAAAGCUAGGAGAGCCCCCUUCUCUCUUCUGACGCGCUCACAUAAAUUUAGCAACAACGUGCUGCACCGCGGCCACAACAAACUGCAGGCAAAUAUGCCCUGUCAUGUCAGAGAGCGGUUCUCCACUCAGCUGAAAGUCUCACACAGCACUUCUCCACACAUUAACCACGUUUCCACCGUCCACUAGGCUGAGAGGACUGAGAACUUCCCCACUACUCACACACUGAGAGCACCGGUCAAGCUGUCAGAGCUACUACUACUACUACUACUACUAUUACUGUUACCAUGAGGAGAAAAAGAACAGCAGCAGCAGCAGGACUUCAGGUCUUCAUGUGGGCUUUAAUCUCCUCUAAGGUGUGGGUAAAUGCAAGCGAUGGAGAAGCUGUCUUCAUCCGCGAGUUCACCUUAAGCCGUCAAGAUGACUUCCCUGAAGACUCCCAGAAUGAAGGCCAUUUAAACCACAAGCCUGAAGAUUCAAGCUCUCGGACAGCACGCUCAGAGGAGGACAAGGAGACACUGUGGGAUGCCUGGGGCACGUGGAGUGAGUGCUCACGCACCUGUGGAGGUGGAGCUUCAUACUCUCUCAGACGCUGCCUUAGUGCCAAGGCUUGUGAGGGGCAGAAUAUCAAAUACCGCACCUGCAGUAAUGUGGAUUGUCCUCCAGACUCCGGAGAUUUCCGUGCUCAGCAGUGCUCAGCUCACGCUGAUGUGCGCUACCAGGGCCGAUACUACGACUGGCUGCCUGUGGAUAAUGACCCUGAUAACCCGUGUGCCCUGAAGUGCAGAGCUAAAGGCACAGAGCUGGUGGUAGAGCUGGCACCCAAGGUGUUGGAUGGAACGCGCUGCUACACAGAGUCUCUGGACAUGUGCAUCAGUGGAGCCUGUCAGAUUGUUGGCUGUGACCAUGAGUUAGGGAGCACCGCCAAGGAGGACAACUGCGGGAUUUGCAACGGAGAUGGCUCCUCUUGCAGACUCGUGAGAGGGCACUACAAAUCCCAACAUGCCAGUGGGAAGACUGAAGACACCGUGAUUGUUAUUCCCUAUGGAAGUCGGCAUGUGCGGCUUGUUCUGAAAGGCCCGGAUCACUUGUAUUUGGAGAGUAAGACACUACAGGGAUUAAAAGAAGAGCUUUAUCUGGAAGGGACGAAGCAAUACGUCCUGCAGAACACAACCAUUGACUUCCAGAAGCUCUCAGACAAGGAGGUGCUGAGAAUCACUGGGCCACUCGAAGCCGACUUCACUGUUAAAGUGCAGUAUGGCAGUGGUGUGGACAGCGUGGUACAGUUUAUCUUCUACCAGCCAAUUGUCCAUCGCUGGAGAGAGACUGACUUCUUCCCCUGUUCUGUAACCUGUGGCGGAGGAUAUCAGCUGACCUCAGCCGAGUGCUUUGAUCUGCGCAGUAAUCGUGUGGUAGUGGACCAGUAUUGCCAUUAUUAUCCUGAAAAUGUCAAACCCAAACCCAAACUGCAGGAGUGCAACAUGGACCCCUGCCCUGCCAGUGAUGGCUACAAGCAAAUCAUGCCCUAUGACCUGUACCACCCGCUGCCUCGGUGGGAGAGUAGCCCGUGGACGGCCUGUUCCACGUCCUGCGGCGGAGGAGUCCAGAGCCGCUCGGUUUCUUGUGUGGAAGAAGACAUGCAGGGGAACAUCACUCCCACGGACGAAUGGAAAUGUCUGUAUACGUCCAAGGCAUCCAUCCUGCAGCCGUGUAACAUGUUCGACUGCCCGACGUGGCUCGCACAGGAGUGGUCACCGUGCACAGUGACUUGUGGACAGGGCCUGCGCUACAGAGUGGUGUUAUGCAUCGACCACAGAGGCCUGCAUGCUGGAGGAUGCAAUCCCACCACAAAGCCGCACAUAAAGGAAGAGUGCCUGGUUCCUGUUCCCUGUUAUAAACCCAUAGAGAAGCUCCCUGUGGAAGCAAAGCCUCCUUGGUACAAACAAGCCAUAGAGCUGGAAGAAGACACAGCUGUGUCUGAGGAGCCGACGUAA
Messenger RNA from Astyanax mexicanus (Mexican tetra), 2386 nucleotides. RefSeq names its product ADAMTS-like protein 1. The record is from RefSeq and is a predicted model, not a curated record. The transcript is spliced from 14 exons. Bases 680 to 2386 code for a protein of 568 amino acids. Gene Ontology annotation, biological process: extracellular matrix organization. Gene Ontology annotation, molecular function: metalloendopeptidase activity. Gene Ontology annotation, cellular component: extracellular matrix. NCBI's taxonomy places the organism in Eukaryota, Metazoa, Chordata, Actinopteri, Characiformes, Acestrorhamphidae.